Messenger RNA from Acanthaster planci (crown-of-thorns starfish), 2071 nucleotides. RefSeq names its product histone H2A-like. Gene Ontology annotation, cellular component: nucleosome. The record is from RefSeq and is a predicted model, not a curated record. Gene Ontology annotation, molecular function: protein heterodimerization activity; DNA binding; structural constituent of chromatin. NCBI's taxonomy places the organism in Eukaryota, Metazoa, Echinodermata, Asteroidea, Valvatida, Acanthasteridae.
CCGAGCAACCGCGCAUUUCAGUCACCUCGUGGUUUGAGCAUUCAAUGCAGUUAGCAGGAAUUUGCAGUCAUAGGCAGGAACUCAAUACAUUGAGACGUCUUGCCCAGUUUGCAGAAAUUUGUAGUCAUAGGCAGGAACUCAACACGUUAGGACGUCUUGCCCAAGUUUGAAGGUACUUGAAGUACUUCCCCGGUUCUGAAAAGUUUGAGCAGCCAAGACCAGCAUGACCGGAAGAGGCAAAGGCGGCAAGGGCAAAGGCAUGGGAGGGAAGGCACGGAGCCGCUCCAACCGGGCAGGGCUGCAGUUCCCCGUGGGCCGGGUCCACCGGUUCAUGCGCAAGGGCCGCUACAGCGAGCGCAUCGGGGCCGGCGCGCCGGUCUACAUGGCGGCUGUCCUGGAGUACCUGGUGGCGGAGAUCCUGGAGCUGGCCGGCAACGCGGCCCGGGACAACAAGAAGACGAGAAUCAACCCCCGCCACUUGCAACUGGCCAUCCGCAACGACGAGGAGCUCAACAAGAUGAUGUCCGGAGUGACCAUCGCCCAGGGCGGGGUGCUGCCCAACAUCCAGUCCGUGCUCCUACCGUCCAGCAAGACCAACAAGGCGGCCAAGGCGCUGGCUGCGCAGAGCCAGGAGUAUUGACCACCGACGGGGAGGCGUUCACUCCCCGGACUCGGGAAUCUCUAACGGGCCGUUCUUACUGAUCGUGAAUUACCCGCAGAGGGAGUGCAUGUGGCUCUCCGAGGUGUACAAGAACUACUGGAAAGUUUACUACCGGCAGUUGAACUAUAAAACGUCAGGAGUUAUCUGUGAAAAUCCUAGGACUUCCCUGUUCCAGCAGAACUCUUGAACAGACUGAAAUCCUGACUUAAUUUGUACAUACUGGUGUUCCGAUCACUGCAGGAGAAUUUAAAGAGUCAAAAAAGGUGACUGAAACUUUAAGGGAUCUGUACCGUUUGCAUGACAAUAACCUGCUUUUGUGUAAAGCUUAAGUUAUGAAAGCAUGCCGGCUUGAUCGUAAUUAUGUGUGUAACAUCUACUCGACGUUAUUAUGAUUGUUACAAAAGUACAGAAGUUAAAACCAACACCGGAAACCUAAGACACGAGCCAAAGGAGACACUCUGAGGCAUUUCAAAAAAGAAACAAUUUGAUAAGGCAUGUUAACUUUGAUUCUCGCCUAUCGCUAUACAUCUUCACUCUGAUAGUUCUUUAUGAGGGACAGUUCCUUUAAGAGAAAACAUAAUUAAAGCCAUUAUUAAAGCAAUUGCAAAAGAAAACUCCAAUUUCCAACGUCUAGCACACGCUCAUUGCGUAUUAACUUUCAGUAAACAUCAGGCAGACCUUCCUCGUUGACAAGCGAUGUAUGUGUGUUUGCAUUCGAUCCCACAACCAACAGACCAAGAGACUGAGACCAUUCAUCCUUUACAAGGAGAGUCGCGGGGGAAUGCAGAUGACAGCAACUUUUGCACACUCCAGAAAAUUUCUUCGAGGCUAUUUAAUUCGGAAUUUCAUAUAUUAUCGCAAUUUUUCUGUGUGCCUGCUUCAUUCUGAAUUCGUCUAAGUUUUUCAAGUCUUUACUUCAAGGCUGAGAUGAUUGAACGUUUUCGUCUUUGCUAAAAUCGAAGUUUUGUUCAAAACGUGAAAUAAUGUAACCAAUUUCAAGGGCAGACCCAGGACCAUUGGGGCGGAGCUUGUUUUUGAGGAGAGAAAAAAAUGUUUUUGCCUUUUGGGGGCGGGGCGUGGGGCGCGUUUACCCCAGAUCUACCCUCGAGGUCUAAAGUUUUAGGGCUUUGAAUGUAAAAGUACUUCCAUAGUCGAUGACUAUCUACAUAUACAUGUAGUGCCACUUAUCAAGCAAGCCUAAAGUAUGUCAUUUCAUUGUUGGAUUGCCCUUGAAGAAAAAACUCGAGUAAACUAUACAGCCUGAAGUCAAACUCGACAACUUGUCUGUGGUUUGUCCAAAUAGAAUUGGCUUUCAAUUUAUUGUGGGAAAGAGGACCAUGACGCUUUUGGGGUGGGCAAAACUUUGGCAUUUCCUCAUGCAACGUUUUAUGAACUUUCUUAGAAGCGAAG